This is a messenger RNA of Acanthamoeba castellanii str. Neff, 1782 nucleotides long. RefSeq lists its product as uncharacterized. Lineage: Eukaryota; Discosea; Longamoebia; Acanthamoebidae. Bases 1 to 1782 code for a protein of 593 amino acids. The transcript has 4 exons. The record is from RefSeq and is a predicted model, not a curated record.
AUGCACCCCGAGAUUAUGACCCGCGACGCGGCCCUUGAGGCCCAGCAGGAGGUCAAGGCCAAGGCCAGUGCCCAGGGCACGGCCAAGGCCAAGGCCUCCACCUGGGAGCAGGAGGGCAAGAAGGGCGGUGGCCCGUCGGCCACGCCGCUUCCGCGCGAGGCCAUGCGCUACGCCCCGGGAGGCCUUCCGCUACCGGCCUCCUCCGAAUCGGUCAGCUACGUCACCGACGAGCUCUCAUCCGAUGAGGAAGACGAAAACGAGACUGACCAGAUGACUGCCGACCACACUUCUUCAUCGUCGUCUUCGUCGUCUUCGACGACAUCAGCAACCCCUGCUCCUGCUCCAGCGGGUCCUGUCGAUCCGCUCGUGGAACUCCUGGCCUCGCCCUCCGAUGACGUGCAAUCCCGAUUCGAGGGCCUGCUGUCGAUCUACUACGAGAUCCUGGAGCACGCCAUCACCUUCCUCGCGUCGCCCGACGACAGCGAAAUGGACAAAGACGACGACGAGGGAAGAAGCGCGACCAGGAAGAAGGCGGCCAAGGCCAAGGCGGAAGCGCGCUCGUGGGCUUCGCUCAACUACGAGGCGCUGGGCAACAUCAAGAAAAUGCUCUCCGACGUGUUCGAGACGGUCCUCGACUUCGUGAAGGACGUUCAGCAGGAGCGAGAGCAGGCGCAGAAGAAGGUUGCGAAGGCGACCGUCGGGGCCGACGCGAAGGGCAAGACCAAGGAGACCGCUCAGCAGCAGCAGCACCCGAAGAGCGAAGAAGCGGGCACCGUGCGGCUGACGCUCGAGGACCUGGAGAACAUGGACCUCGCUGCCACUGCCCCGGUGCACGGCGAAGAGGCGGACAAGAUGGAUGUGGUCCGCGAAGGCGCGUCGAGCAAGCCCGGCGGAGACCAGGUGCAAGCGACGGACCUGGUGGUGGUGGCCACCAUGCGCCUGCUGGGGCUCUGGAUCAGCCACGACACCGAGACGCUUAAGGACAGCCUGAUGCGGGUUCUCCCCUUCCUCGUCAACCUCAAGACCGACAGGGCGCGAGUGGGUGUAGACCCGUUCUCCUUCCUCCUGCCCGGACUGGUGCCGCUCACGCAGGAAGACGACGCCCGAGACAAGUUCAUCGAUGCCGACGGCCACAUCAGGCUUCUGGCGUUUAUGGGCGAGGAGGUCGCGACCCAGAGGAGCAACCAGAGCGCGCACAAGGUGGAGAACUACGGUCCCCUGGUCUCGUGCCUGGGCACGCUUCUCAACCUGGUCUGCCUCGAGGAGGGCCUCCUGAACCACCGCGACCCGGCGACGUUUGUGUGCUACCUGCCGGUCCUGUCGGAUAUCGCGCAGCUGGUGGACAUCACCGCACCGCCGGCCGACACACACGACACGGAGAAGGCGCUGGUGCUGGCCCACGCGCUGGUCGCGGCCUUCUUCAUCCUCAAGUUCCACACGCCCGGUUCGUUGGCGCACCACUGGGCCGAGCUCGGGCCGGAGCUGCGAAAGCGGGGCGUGCCAACGACGACGAGCGAGACGUGGGGCGUGUCGCGACUCCUCGAUCUUCUGGUGGACGACUACUUCAAGCUCUUCGUGCUGUGCCACCGCGACGAGUCUCUCUGGAACGAGAUUUCUGAACUGUGGUUCAUGGCAACCGAAGCGCUGCGGUCCGGCCUGAAGACACACCCGGAACUGGGGGCCAAGGCGAAAGCGAGCCAGUGGCUGCCCAAGGCGAUGGCCAGCGCGACCAAGGGCGGACACGCACAUGCCGCCCUGCGAAGCGUCAUCGAGCCCGUCUAG